AUGAGCAAGCAUGUAUAUUUUUUUUUUGUGCCGAGUGUGGGAAGUGCUUUGCCCAGAAGUCCUGCUUCCUGUAGCACCAGAGGACUCACAUCGGGAAGGAGCCGUACUCUUGCUCUGAGUGCGGAGAACGCUUUGCUCAGAGGUCAACGCUGGUCAUUCACCGAAGGUCUCACACCAACUAGAAACCCUUCUCCUGCUUGGAAUGCGGGAAGUACUUUGUCCAAAAGUCCAGCCUGA
Staurois parvus is the source of this 237-nucleotide messenger RNA. Lineage: Eukaryota; Metazoa; Chordata; Amphibia; Anura; Ranidae. The record is from the annotation of a GenBank genome assembly.